CUUAAGUGACCAAGCCGCCUCCCUCAACUGCUCCUCCCCGUCGGUGGCUCCUCCCUGUCGACGGUCCAUACCGUCUCCGCCUCCUACCCGUCGCUGCCUCCUGGCCAAGACCGACUUCUUGCCCCUCUCCUGCUUCUGCCCAAUAAGCCUCUGUUGGAAAAUGAGCUAUGAACCAUUCAGGGGUCUAAGUACUGAGGCAUAAGAGCUUGGGUCAGAACUUGAAAUCCGAAACCGUGCAAAGGUGUCAUCUUGAUGGUGUCCAAACUGAAAUUCCUGUUAAACCAACGGAUAACACCAAAGCAGGCCCUGCAAAUUCAUGCUUGCAUUAUUGUCAAUAGUGUUACCCACCUUGAACCUCUUUUGGUCCGUCAGGUUCUCCUUUCCGUUAGCAAUUACUCGGCUAGCAUAAUUCGAUAUGUGGAAUUAAUCCUUCACCAUAUGCAAGCCCCAGAUGCAUUUUCAUGGGGCUUCACAGUGCGGUUUUUGUCCCAAAAUGGUCGAUUCAGUGAGGCGUGCUCUCUGUACAGUGAGAUGCAGAGGCUAGGACUGUGUCCGAGUAGUUUCGCGGUGUCCUCUGCUUUAAGGGCCUGUGCUAGGAAAGUAGAUAAGGUCGGUGGAAGUUUGAUUCAUGCCCAGGCUCAUAAACUUGGCUUCUGUGGCUGUGUCUAUGUGCAAACAGCGCUCUUGGAUUUGUAUUCAAGAGUUGGUGAUAUGGAAACUGCUCAGAGGAUUUUUGAUGAGAUGCCCGAAAGGAAUGUGGUUUCAUGGAACUCGGCUUUAUCCGGGUACGUGAAAACAGGGAAUGUCAAAAUGGCCCGGAAGAUAUUUGAUGAGAUCCCGGAGAAGGAUGUUGUUUCCUGGAACUCGAUGAUUUCUGGCUAUGCGAGAGUAAGGAACAUGGAGCAGGCUGCCCUUUUGUUUCAACAGAUGCCAGAAAGAGAUUCAGCUUCUUGGAAUGCUAUGCUUAGUGGUUACAUAGAUUACGGGAACAUAGAAUCAGCCCGAAGGCUCUUUGAUGCAAUGCCCCAGCAAAGUAGUGUUUCAUGGAUCACUAUGAUUGCUGGGUAUUCAAAAUGUGGAGAUGUCGAUUCUGCUCGUAUACUCUUUGAUCAAAUAGCUGUGAAAGAUCUUCUUAUAUAUAAUGCCAUGAUAGCAUGCUAUGCGCAAAAUAGUCGGGCUCAGGAAGCCCUUCAGCUAUUUAAUGAUAUGAUCCAGCCUGAUGUAGAUAUUUUGCCUGAUGAAAUAACAUUCUCAAGUAUUAUAUCUGCUUGUUCACAACUUGGAGAUUUGACGUCUGGGUUUUGGAUAGAAUCUUGCAUGCGUAAGCUUGGGAUAAGAAUGGACGAUCAUUUAAUUACUGCAUUAAUUGACCUAUAUGCAAAGUGUGGGAGCAUUGAUAAGGCGUAUGAGCUGUUUAAUGACUCGAGAAAGAAAGAUGUAGUCUCUUAUUCAGCUAUGAUUCUUGGGCUUGGUAUGAACGGUAGGGCAGUGGACGCUAUUAGACUGUUCAAGGAGAUGGUAGAAGCUGGUAUUAACCCUAAUUUACACACAUUUAGUGGAUUGUUAGCAGCUUAUAGCCAUGCUGGUUUAGUCGAAGAAGGAUACCGAUGCUUCAAGUCCAUGAGAGAUUAUGGGCUUGUGGCCUCAGUUGACCACUAUGGUAUAAUGGUUGAUCUUUUAGGCCGGGCAGGGCUAAUAAAAGAAGCAUAUAAUCUAAUAGCUUCCAUGCCGACUCAACCCCAUUCUGGGGUUUGGGGAGCUCUGCUUCUUGCUUGUAGGAUGCAUAACAAUGUUGAGAUUGGGGAAAUAGCAGGUAUGCAUUGCUUUGAGCUGGAGCCAGACCGAGCCGGUUAUUAUUCUCUGCUUGCAAAUAUUUAUGCAUCAGCGGGGUUAUGGACCAAUGUAAAGAAGAUAAGAAAUAUUAUGCAGGAGAAGGGAUUUACCAAGGUUCCUGGGUGUAGUUGGGUGGAGUCAGGGUCAACUGACUUGACUUCUCAAUAUGUCAAAGAUCAGGAACUGAAAGUUUAGGGGCCUGA
Punica granatum (pomegranate) is the source of this 2036-nucleotide messenger RNA. The record is from RefSeq and is a predicted model, not a curated record. NCBI's taxonomy places the organism in Eukaryota, Viridiplantae, Streptophyta, Magnoliopsida, Myrtales, Lythraceae.